AUGGCGUCGCUGUACGCUCACAUCAGAACCAGACUGGAAGGGAUCAUCCUGACUUCACCAGCUGUGCGUGUAAAACCAGCGCAUCCGAUUGUUGGGGCCGUGGCACCGAUAUUCUCUCUGAUAGCACCCAAGUUCCAAUUCAAGGGAGCAAACAAGCGGGGCAUUCCGGUGUCUCGCGACCCCGCCGCGCUGCUGGCGAAGUACUCUGACCCACUGGUCUACACCGGGCCGAUCAGGGUCCGGACGGGCCAUGAGAUCCUGCGCAUAUCCUCCUACCUGCUGCACAACCUGAAGAAGGUGACUGUCCCGUUCAUGGUCCUGCAUGGCACCGCGGACCGGGUGACGGACCCGCUGGCCUCGCAGGAGCUCUACACGGAGGCCGCGUCGAGGCACAAGGACCUGAGGCUGUACGAGGGGUUCCUCCACGACCUGCUCUUCGAGCCCGAGCGCGACGAGAUCGCCGCCGACAUCAUCGGGUGGAUGGACCGGACGCUCGGUCUGCAGGCUGUAUGA
This is a messenger RNA of Triticum turgidum subsp. durum (durum wheat), 513 nucleotides long. The record is from the annotation of a GenBank genome assembly. NCBI's taxonomy places the organism in Eukaryota, Viridiplantae, Streptophyta, Magnoliopsida, Poales, Poaceae.